UUCACUCAGAACAGGCCCUGCUCGCAAUCCUCGGGCAGGGCCAGGAGCAGGUGAGAAACAAUUUCGAACGAAAGAGUCGUUGGCCAAUCUUGUUGCGAGAUGGCUGCGGAAGUACACUCACUCGCUUGCUCACUUACUUACACACGACGACGACGACGAUGAAGGUGGGCUAUGGUGGCCUUGAAUGAUCACUCACUCACUCACUUACUCAUUCCAUAAUCAGCUUCACCAUGGCAUUGAAGAAGGCUCACUCAUAGCCAGCCCUACACUCCCCUUCGGUUACCUACACUGGCGCUGCGUUCUGAACUCUACACAUUCGUCGUUUCUUUUUUUCUUUUUUUCUUUUUUAUUUUUUUGCUCUUUAGGGUUUGCGAGUUGCAGGAGGUUUGUUACAGGUGUUGUGUGAGUUGAUGAUCGAGGGGAAGCGUACGAGGACGGGUUUUGGUGAAAGUUAGUGGAGACCAUGACGACUGCGUUGGUGGUGUUGUGGAGUUAUGAGAAGCGGGCGGGAGCACAGGAAGCAGGGGAGUGGAUUUUGUAUGGAGAGAGGCGAGGGUGUGGAGAGAGGCGAGGGUGAGGAUAGAGUAGAGGAGUUGCUUAGAGACUUGUCAACUCAUCCACACGUUGCUUAUAUGUGUUUGAAGGCGGAGAGUUCAGUUAGAGGAAUUUGAAGCAGGUUCGGAGCGACUUGCAGAAAUGGAAAUGAUCCUUGAGAGCAGAGUUUAGUGGUCGUUGGUGUUUGCUCAGCAGUUGUAGGAGGGGGCAGAGCUACGGUUGAAGGUGCUUGCCCUAGGAUUAUGUUGGUGGAUGUGAGGAGGCGUUUCAGAUUUUAGGAAUUUCCUGCGGGAGUUGCUGUGCUGCCUCGUGGAUGACCGCACUGGUUUGUGAGGGGAGGUGGUGGUUCAAAGUUCGUGAAAUUGUGUGAAUUAAGUACAGAGUAUGGUUUUAGGUGUCCGAGUGAGACAUCGAAAUACAUCAAGUGACACUUGUAUGUAGGCGAUGGAGGAAGAGAAGGCUGCGGCAUAUUACAAUGAGCUGCUUAGCAAGGGGAGAAAUGCUGCUAUGUUUAAGCAAGGGCUAGGGUUUGGGAGCAGCUCAAGCAAUGCCCCUGCAGCGAAAUAUGGAAUGAUCAAUUUCGUUGGCGCGGGCAAGGCAGCGGAGACACGCAAGGAGCAGGAAGAGUCUCUUUCUUUCUCCAAACCAGCAGACAGGGAUGAUGAUAGUCGUUCUCGUGAGAUUUUGAAAAGAGGCCCAGAAGAUGGCAGGAGUGAAUCAAAGAGGAGCUCAGAGGAGAGGGAAAAAAUGGAACUUAAGAAGAACAAAUGCAGAUCUAUAAGCCGUUCCAUGGAAAGGCGAGACAGACAUCGGAGUACAAGUAUAGAACGUAGAAGAAGCCCUUCAAAGGAUAGGCUGCACAGUCGACGGGACCGCAGUGGUAGUAGGAUUAGAAGACAUAGAGAAAAUUUGAGAAAUCCUCGGAGGGAGAGAAGUCGACGGGAUCGUAGUGGAAGCAGGCAGCGUUCAAGAAGCCGGUCUAGAGAAAGAAGCCAAAGGCACUACAGAGAUCGAUCAAGAAGCCGGUCCAGGGACAGAAGUGAAAGGUACCAUAGAGACAGGAAGAGUCGAUCACGGAGUACCUCCAAAGGAAGUGGUCAUAGAAGACGAGAUGUACCAAGAAAUAGGUCAAGAGAAAGAAGUCGACAUGACUACAUACACAGUAAAGGCCGGUCGAAAAGUAGAUCAUCUGAAAGAAGGGCUAGGGACCGAAGUCGGGAUGAUGACAGAAAAGACCAACAUAGAUCGGAUUACAGACAAGAAGACAGUCGUUUGAGUCCUAACAGAAGACUGCGGCGAAGUCGAUCAAAUGAAGAAAGACGGAAAGGAAUUAGCAAACGAGUUGAACGGGACCAAGACUGGGCAAAACUGAUUCCAGACUAUGAUUCUCUAACACCGGCAGAGAAAGUGAAAGCUAAGAUGAAAUUGCAACUGUCUCAAACAGUUAUCAAGGAUUCGAGCAAAGGCGUGACAGAAGAGUGGGAGCGCUUUGAUUUUAACAAAGAUGCCCCUUUGGAUGGUGACGCCAAGCAAGAUUAUUUUGGUGAUGGCACUGGAGCAGCAAACGACACUGCCCAGCUCGAUAAUCUUGGAGCUUCUCAUUUGGUCUUUACCGAGCAGGCUAGAAGGGAAGCUCAAUUACAAGCUGCUCAUGAAGCAGCAAUCUUUGGUGCUCCUGUGGUGGAAGAUAAAGGUACCAAGCGACGAUCUACGUGGAGAGUUCGGGAGGACACUGGUCCUAGUAAAGGUUACAGUGGUGUUGAUGACGAUACUCAUGAUAACGCAUCAACUAAAGUGUAUGGGGUGGUCAGUGAACAGAUUAUUGCCCUUCAAACAGGGUCUUCUUGGCAAGACAGAAUCAAGAAGAUGCGGGCUGCUCAAGCACAAGGUGAGAGUUGAGAAGUUGGAGCAAGAGUAGAAUGCUUACCGUGUGUGCUUGAAUGCACUUGGGAAUAACUGGUGAUGGUGAUGUUGUACUUCGCGAUCCCCGAGAAGGAUAAGAGGACCCUCAACAUGGACUUGGCUUUUGAUAACCAAGUUGACUUGCUACUCAAUGUGAGAUCUGAAAGAUGUUACAGUUUCAUGUAUGGAACGAACCAGCAGCAGGUUCUUUGAUUCAUUGAUGUUGCAAGUAUGAAGUGAAAUUUAGAGAUGCAGUUAGGAACUUCUCACGGAUCGGUGAGCUCACCUUAACGGCAUCUUAAUGCCUAGGCCAUUCAAGCUUAUGGUCAAAUGCGGAGGCUUAUGCUAUGAUAAGCAGCAUGAAAUCUUUGGGUGUGUUAUCAAAUGUUCAAAAGCUGUACAGAUGCUUCGAUGAAUCUCAUGAAUAUAUUAAGUGAAUUUUCGAUAGCAUUCUGAGA
Physcomitrium patens is the source of this 2915-nucleotide messenger RNA. RefSeq lists its product as uncharacterized. The record is from RefSeq and is a predicted model, not a curated record. Gene Ontology annotation, biological process: alternative mRNA splicing, via spliceosome. Lineage: Eukaryota; Viridiplantae; Streptophyta; Bryopsida; Funariales; Funariaceae. Gene Ontology annotation, cellular component: nucleus; cytoplasm.